Molecule: messenger RNA, 2115 nt
Organism: Heterostelium album PN500
Lineage: Eukaryota; Evosea; Eumycetozoa; Acytosteliales; Acytosteliaceae
Exons: 9
Coding region: 1-2115 (704 amino acids)
Biological process (GO): negative regulation of DNA-templated transcription
Cellular component (GO): nucleus
Molecular function (GO): transcription corepressor activity; protein binding
Source: RefSeq, a predicted model, not a curated record
AUGUCUACGGCAACAACAACAACAACAACGAAUAACGGUGUUGGCAGUGGGAGUGGGAGUGUUAGCACCGGUGUUGUUAUUCCAACGCAUGAAAUCGGAGUUACCAGUAGACGUGCCGCCCUAACAAUGAAACGUAAACAGGAGCAAGAACGUGAAUCGAAACAGAACAUCCAAAAAGAGAAAGGAAAAAAUAAGGAGAACGAACAUUUCUAUGUGUUAGAUGAAAAGAGUGAUGAAGUUAAUUCUGCUGGUUUGGUGAACAAUGACUUUUGUUACUCAUGUAGAGAUGGAGGUGAUUUGUUAUGCUGUGAAAACUGUGAGCUUUCUUUUCAUCUACUUUGUUUGAAUCCACCCAAUCCCGAAGUACCCGAUGGUGAUUGGUACUGUACGAGAUGUACCAAUAAGAUCUGUACGAAUGCAUCACAUACCUAUUGUUUGGAACCACCAUUGAUCGAUGUUCCUCUUCGGUGGGGAUGCCAUCUACAUCCACUACAUCCAGAUUCUAGUUCCGAACGGAAUUCACCUAUUGCCUAUCAUAGACAAAAUGGAAGUAAUAACAACUACAGCAAUAAUAAUAAUACCGAUAAAUAUAAACAACAACAAUUACAACAGAAUUAUAACCGAAGAAAUAUAUCAUCUCCAUUUCUAAGUGAUAAAUUCACCUUGGAUUUCACACCGUCCGGCACGAAAAAGAUAACCUUUCAAAACAGAUAUAAACCAACUUAUAAAGAUCCAUUCUACGAGAAUAUCUAUGGAAAUAAUCUUUCAAUGAAAGAUUAUUACGAUCAUCAGCUCUUGGAAGAUCUAUUUGGUAAAGACAACAAUCAAUUACUCACUGAACAGAGAAGACUUUCCGUUGCUUCAAUGCCAUCGGAAUUCGGAUUGUUUCCAACAGAUUUAGCAACAAAUCCAAUCGAUAAUUGCAACUCAUUUGUACUUUCUUCAUUGUCACCUUUGUUCACACAGUUUCUGGCGUGGCAGCGUUUGAUGCAGAUCAACGGUCAGAUCUUUCAGAUACGUUCUGAACAUCUUCAAGCGUUGAACACUAGCGAAUUGCAACAUAGACAAAAGGAAAUCGAUAGACAACUAGAGAUGCGUGAGAGACUGCAGAGCAUGCAACAAGAACGAGAAAAUGCUAGGAACACACAACAACAACAACAAUAUCAACAAAUGAUGGAACAUCAACAACAACAACAAACAACUAGAUUAAAUGGAGAUGCUCAAAGUGAAAACAAUAGAAAUGUAAAGAGAAAGAAGACGACACCGAGCAAAACAAAUACAUCUCCACCAACUAUUACAAGUAGUAGUACACCUUCAUCUAUGUCACCGCUAUCGGCAUCACCACCAUCUAUAGUAUCAUCACCUAUUGUCAUUCAUGAUGAUAAUAGUAAUAAUAAUAGUAGUGUUGGUGAUAACAAUGAUAUAAUAGAUAUUACAACGACAACGACAACCACAACAACACCAAAAGCAGCAAUAAAUAAUAAUGUAAAAGAAACAACUUCACACGAACCACAACAACAACAACAUAGUCAACAACAAAAUAUACGAUCAGCUAUUCAAGAGAGUCCAGGAAAACUUAACCUUAAACUUAAAAUACCUUCACCUUCGAAAUCACCUUUACUUUCAGCAACAAAGACCAACAGUAAUCCAAUCUCACCGAUUUCAACAGUAAAUACUCAAACACCUAUACCAACACCGACCAUACAACACGUCAAUAAUAUAUCAGAAGUACAGAGUACUUCUGGCAAUAGCAAUACAAACAACAAGAAAGAAAAUAUCGUAAUAUCAGAUGUACCUUCAGUAACAUAUCCAAACCCAAUUGCAGAGAUAACAAUCAAAGAAACCAAUCAAGUAAUCAAGAUUUCAAAGAGUAAUACAGUUCUUGGAAGAUUAACAAAGAAACACGAGGAAAUCGAUAUUAAUUUACCAUCAAAGGUAGUUUCAAGAUACCAUUGUUGUAUUAGUUUUGUUGAAGGUUCCAAGAGUUUCAAGUUGACCAAUAUCGGUAGAAACAAAUUCUACAUCAUCAACGGCAAAAAAGUAAAUGUAGUCUCACCUUACAGAAUUAAAGAUAACGACGUAAUCAUCAUUGUGAUCAUAAAAUAUUCAAUAUAA